Salvelinus namaycush (lake trout) is the source of this 3087-nucleotide messenger RNA. RefSeq names its product probable carboxypeptidase X1. Gene Ontology annotation, molecular function: zinc ion binding; metallocarboxypeptidase activity. Gene Ontology annotation, biological process: proteolysis. The record is from RefSeq and is a predicted model, not a curated record. Lineage: Eukaryota; Metazoa; Chordata; Actinopteri; Salmoniformes; Salmonidae. The transcript is spliced from 13 exons. The coding region runs from base 14 to 2383 and encodes 789 amino acids.
UGGGUGGACCUUCAUGUGGAGUGGGGGACGUUUAAAUUGUCAAUAUUCACCCGGAAUGUCUGAAGGGACAGUUAUGGCACAAGCACUGUACUUUACCUUUGUUUUGUCGUGUUUGAUAUGUGGAUCAUAUGGUCUCGUUUCAUCUGGCAAUGGCACAACUACAGUGAGGUCUGUGGAUUAUAAUACAACUAGAGCUGUUACUCCGACUGAGAGACGAGAUUCUACAACUAAACUAAAUACAACCCAGAGCAAUAAAAGCACCAACGCACCAGCGGUAAAGUUGACAUCUACAACGACUUCAAAGGUACUGACAACUACUACUAGACCACCGAAAACGACCACCACCGCUAACUAUAGUUUCAACACAGAAGACUUAAAUGAGGGUAUCGACAAGAAAGUGGAAAAAAGAGUAUGGAACAAAGAACCUGAGGAUGAACCACUCGAAUUUGAGUGCCCUCCGCUGGGGCUGGAGUCUCUGAGGGUGAAGGACACACAGCUGCGGGCCUCGUCCUACAAGCGCCGGGGACUUGGACCUCACCGCGGUCGACUCAACAUCCAGUCUGGUAUUGAGGACGGGGACAUCUAUGACGGGGCGUGGUGCGCCCAGUAUGAGGAUAAGAAACAGUGGCUGGAGGUGGAUGCCCGGCGACCCACGCGCUUCACCGGGGUCAUCCUGCAGGGACGCAGCUCAAUCUGGAGUUGGGACUUCAUACUCACCUACAAGGUCCAGUUCAGUAAUGACACCCUGGUCUGGCAGCCAGCUAUGAAUGGGACUAAAGAGGCAGUAUUUGAGGGGAACCAGGAUACUGAAACUCCAGUGUUGGCCCUAUUUAACGAGUCGGCUACAGUGGCGCGCUACAUCCGCAUCAAUCCACAGAGCUGGUACGAGAACGGAACUAUCUGUCUGAGAGCUGAGGUUCUGGGCUGUACCCUACCAGAUCCUAACAAUAUCUACGCUUGGCAGCAGACAGAGCAAGGCACCCAAGACAAGCUGGACUUCAGACACCACAACUACAAGGAGAUGAGGAAACUCAUGAAAUCAGUGACCGAGGCCUGCCCUGACAUCACACAUAUCUACAGCAUCGGGAAGAGUCACAUGGGUCUCAAGAUGUACGUCAUGGAGAUCUCCGACCACCCUGGAAAGCAUGAGCUGGGCGAGCCAGAGUUCCGCUAUGUGGCUGGCAUGCAUGGGAAUGAAGCCCUGGGUCGGGAGCUGCUGCUCAACCUGAUGCAGUAUAUCUGUCAGGAGUACAAACUGGGAAACCAGCGCAUCGUCCGGCUGGUCAAGGAGACACGCAUCCACUUGCUGCCAUCCAUGAACCCCGAUGGUUAUGAAAUGGCCUUCAAGAAGGGUUCCGAGUUGGCGGGGUGGGCGCUCGGUCGCUAUAGCUACCAGGGCAUCGACAUGAACCACAACUUUGCUGACCUGAAUAAAGUCAUGUGGGAUGCUAUUGAAUUUGACUUCCAAAAUAACGAUAAGUCCAAACUCAUCAACCACUACAUCCCCAUACCAGAGUACUAUACCUCAGAGGACGCCUUUGUGGCCUUAGAGACGCGUGCUGUCAUUAACUGGAUGCAGAACAUCCCGUUCGUAUUAAGUGCCAACCUCCACGGGGGUGAACUGGUGGUCACCUACCCCUUCGACAGGACUGAAGACUGGGCACCUCACGAUGACACCCCUACACCGGACAAUAGUUUCUUCCGCUGGCUGGCCACGGUCUAUGCCAGCACCAACCAGGUCAUGUCAAAUCCAGACCGCCGGCCUUGUCACAAUGAAAACUUCCAACGCUACAACAACAUCAUCAACGGAGCCAACUGGCACACGGUCCAAGGAAGCAUGAAUGAUUUCAGCUAUCUACACACCAACUGCUUCGAUGUGACAGUGGAGUUGUCCUGUGAUAAGUUCCCCCAUGCCAGUGAGCUGCCCAUCGAGUGGGAGAACAACAAAGAGUCUUUACUGAUCUACAUGGAGCAGGUCCACAGAGGACUCAAGGGUGUGAUCAGAGACAAAGACACAGAGGCUGGCAUUGCAGAUGCCAUAAUCAAAGUGGAUGACAUCGACCACCAUAUUAGAUCAGUUGCUGACGGGGACUACUGGCGCCUGCUAAACCCGGGCGAGUACGAGGUCACGGUGAGCGCCGAGGGCUACAACCCAUCCACACGUAUGUGCCGUGUGAUGUACGAGCAUUACCCCACCAUAUGUGACUUCCGCCUCACCAAGACCCCCAAACAGAGGCUGAAGGAGAUCCUGGCCAAGGGGGGCAAGCUCCCCAAAGACCUGCAGCUGAGGCUACGACAGCUGCGUCUGAGAAAACUGAGGGCCAGCACCAAGGCCAUCAACAGUAGGCGUGCGGCUGCUAGCAGGAAGGCACGGGGGUCGUGAUCUUGACCCGGCCUUUGGUGAACCAAUCACAACACACUUUGUCUGGAGGGUUGUUGUAUUUAAUUGGCUCGUGAGGGAAGUUCCUGGUUUAAGUAAGUUUGGAAGUCUUUACACCAUGUGGGCAGUUCUGUAAGGCUAGCCUACUGAGAUACAAAAAAAAUGUAAAUUUAAAAUGGAUUGUACUUCCGGUAUGGUUUAGUGAUUUAUUUCUGAAGAAAGGGACAGAUUGUAUUUAGAUAUUUGAAUCAAAUUAGAGCAAAUAAAUGCAAGGUGAUUUUGGAUUAAAAUACCCUUUCAAACGUGUAUAACAGGAAAAAAUAUUAUUUUCUUUUGAAGAACUCCGGUUAGUUACAACAACAAACCAAGUUGCAUGAUGCUGUUCAAAUCCACCGUUGGGUAGAUAUACCACUAUUCAAGUCAAAUUCAUGCCACAAAUUACAGACCAAACUCAAACUGAGACUAAAAUGACUCGUGCAUCAUGCCAUAGAGACGAGAGCUCUGCUGUUACAGUCUGGAACUGAUAAGAGUUCUACAUGAGAUAUUUUAAAUCUAUUCAAAUGAAAUUAUAUGAUUUCUAAUGUUUGUCUUUCUUUGGUUCAUUUUUGUACUACCAAAAUUAAAUGCUGGCAUUUGGAUGUCCUUGCAAGCCAAGAGACAAUGUUAUGAAUGGAUCCCAAAUAAAGCUUUACUUAUAAACACCAAUA